Molecule: messenger RNA, 274 nt
Organism: Myodes glareolus (Bank vole)
Lineage: Eukaryota; Metazoa; Chordata; Mammalia; Rodentia; Cricetidae
Source: RefSeq, a predicted model, not a curated record
GGUGAUUCAGGCCAUCAUGACUGUGAUUGUGGCAGAUCAAAGAGGGCUCCACUUGCCAGUCACCACUCAGUUUUUAGUUUAUGGAAGUUACUUUGCUGUCAUUGCUGCGGUCUUCCUGAUGAGAAGCACAUACAUUAUCUACUCAGCCAAGUGCCGAAAGGAAGUGGAGAGCCUUGCCGCCGCCACUCAGAGUCCCAAUGAGCCACACCCACAAGAGCCAAGAGAUGUGUCAACAAAGUUCUAACCCAAUUACAUCACCUCCAGUCACAAAAGG